AUCCCACACAGUGACAGCACUGGGUAUUAAUCCCACACAGUGACAGCACUGGGUAUUAAUCCCACACAGUGACAGCACUGGGUAUUAAUCCCACACAGUGACAGCACUGGGUAUUAAUCCCACACAGUGACAGCACUGGGUAUUAAUCCCACACAGUGACAGCAGUCAGGUACACAGUGUGAACUCUUGGAGUGCAGUUGUCCAUAUUGAACCCCAGUAUUGUCUGAGCUGCUCUGUCCAUGGAGAGGAUGCUGAAGCUGAACACUGGUACACUGGUUCCCCUCCUGCAGUCAGGGGCCCCGGCAGCACCCCCUCUCCCUGGGCAGCAGUGAUAGCCACGGUGUGCACUUACCUCCUCGCUGGCAGCAGAGCCCACGAGAGAGCAGCGAGAGGAUGAACUAUCGCGAGAGUUACAAUAUGAGCCUUUCACACAGAGUAUUGCGAGCUCCUACUCACACUCACACUCACGGCUCCCUCGCCAACACGGAAACAGGCCUCUACACUCCGGGCCGCGGUGACCCACCAAGCCGGCGGCAGCCCUAGAAUCGCUACGCAGCGAGGAGACUACAACUCCCUCGCUCGCUGUAUGUGACGUCAGAAACCCGCGCCGCUCAGUCGGGCUGCACGUUGUUUCCAGGAGAGUUCGCAGAGCCUUGUAUGUGAUCGGUUCAGGAUGCCGAAAGUCAAAGCGGAGAAGAAAACCCGGAAACACCAGGCAAUCAGGAGCCAGGGUAUGUUUAUUAAUACUCAUUACUUAGCAAUACAAAUGGACAGCGAAUGCUGCAAGACCAAAUGGAGGUAUUUACAAGGAGCCAUAAAAAGAAUAUUGCUGGCCAGUGAUGGAUAACAUGUGGACAGCCAGCCCUUAUGGUUUGUAUAUAGGUAUGUGUAUACACACAAACACACACAGGCACAAAGGUAGGUAUACAUUCUUCCAGUACUGCUUUAGAAUUCACUCUCUUUGUUCUUGACUCGAGUCCACUGUCUUCAUUCACAAAAACAGUGAAGAAAUAUACUUUUAUCUGCCCUCCAAUGUUCUAUGUAACGGCCAAACUGAUAUUUAAAGGAAUUCUAUAGUGCCCGGAAAACAAACCUGCUUUCCUGGCACUAUAGGCUCCUGCAGUGCCCCUCUCCUUCGCACCUGCCCUCCCGCGACGCUGAAAGUGUUAAAACUUUACCCCUCGGCGCUGGGUCAAGCUGCGCCCACACUCCUCCCCCGCCGUCAGCCGGUGGGGGAGACCUAAUGCGCAUGUGUGGUAAGUGUUGCUCUCGCAUUAGAAUUUUUCCAUGGGAAAGCAUUAUUCAAUACUUUCUUAUGGGAAAAUCUGACGCUUGAAGUUCUCAUGCAGAACGUGAUGCCGUUGAUUUCAGAUAACGGACCAAGAGUCUGUUUCAAUUCUGGAAGUCCCUCUAGUGGCUUUCUGAUAGACAGCCACUAGAGGUGGAGUUAACCGUCAGAGAUAAUUAUUGCAGUUUCUCAGAAACUGCAAUAAUUACCACAGUAGGGUUAAGGGACAUGAUACGUUGCACCCAGACCACUUCAAUGAGCUGAAUUCUGGGUGUCUACAGUGUCCCUUUAAAUGCCUAAAAUUGAACUGCCACUUUGUUGUGUGUCAGUGUGUAUGUGUACCCAUAUAAGCUGUCAUGAUGGCUUUCAGUGAUUCAACUGUUUAACUGCAUACCUACUUUUAGUCGAGCAACAUGUACAGCAAAUAAAAAGUGGAUAAUAUGGGCUUCAAAUAAGCAGUGAGUUUGUAAUGUGUGACACUUUAAUCUUCCCAUAACAACUUUUUAACUGUUUAUUUUUAGGGGUUAUGUUCAACACUGGAAUUGGUCAGCAUAUUUUGAAGAACCCCCUGAUUGUGAACAGCAUUAUUGAUAAGGUGCGUAAAAUAUUUUGCUUGGGAUCAGUAUCUAUCAUCACAGUGCAAAGAUAUCACAACUCAUUGAAUCACAUUUAGUAUUUCACAUUGUUCUUAAUGCUAUUAUAAAAGUCUCCGUUAACUGAGUAAGAUUUCAUAGACUGUCAAUUGUGACUUAGCAUAUUAUUUUGUUAAUAAUGCAUUUUUUUUCUUAAAUCUGCGUAAAAUUUGAUACUUUGGGAUUACUGCAAAUUUAGUAUAAAUAAAGAAUAUAAUAAAUAGUUUUGUAGUCAAAUAAAUAUUUUCCCUUUUUUUGAACACCGUUGUAAAAUAAUUUUAAGUUGAAUUGUUGGCCACAGCAGGUUCAACUUGUGGUCUUGAAUCCUAUUAAAUUAUAAUAUUACAAAAUGUUUAGACACUUUACAAAACUAACUGUGAAAAGGAUUUAGUUGAAUUUCAAUAGGAUUUACUUAUAGAUAUUAAGGUUUCACCAGUUACAUCUUAAUGUUUAACUUGGACAGAAUACAACUUUUACAUAAUUCUGACUUUUUAUACCCAUGAUCUAAUAAAGCAGAAAACUCUUGUAUAGGUAUGUGCGCUUCACAUUUUGCUGCUAAUAAGUCACAGGAUUUAUAAUUAAUAUUUCUCAUUUAAAUUACAGGCUGCGAUUAGACCUACAGAUGUUGUUCUUGAAGUGGGUCCUGGAACCGGUAACAUGACAGUGAAGCUCUUAGAAAAGGCAAAGAAGGUAAUUAUCUUAACAGGUCUCAUAGCUUUUCAAUCAAGCUGGUAAGGUAUCACUGACUUCGUACGAGGGUCCUAUGAUUGUUAGCCCGAUUCUCUGUCAAUCAUCAUUUUAUUGUUUUCUUUUGCUUUAUAUAUUGGAAGCUCUAGCACCAUUACAGCAGACUGUAGUGAUCAUGACACUUAAAGAGUUACUCUAGCAUCCAUGACUAAUUAUGCUUCUUAAAGUGGUCAUGGAGGAAGGAAUCUGUAUGUGUAGCAUUUCAGCUUGACACACUGCAUAACCAUAGUUAUCUGUACUUGUGUGCUAGGGACUAGUUACACCCCCAGCACAAGUGACAUAUGCAGCCCUAGAUUCUGUUCCAAGAUCCUAAUGUCUAUUUUACGUCUAUAGUCCGUGCACGCUGGCAACAGAUGACAUGUGAUUAUACUCAGUGAUGUAUUUAGUAUCUGUGCUGCACUAGGCAUGAUGGAACUCGGGCACCCCCUAAUUUACAUUUGCCCCACCUCUUCCUGUCAGUGCCACACCUCUUCCUGUUAAACAACUAACACACACUUUGACUGACAAACUCUCAGAUACACUGACAUACACACACUGAUUUGACACAAACAAUCACUGACAUACAGGCAUACACAAUCACACACAUUCACUCAGACACACAGGUGCCCUCACAGACGCAAUCACUCAGAAACACACAUAUUCACUGACAGACAGCCACACACUGACAGACAUACACACAAUCACUCAGAUACACACUGACAGACAUACACACUGACAGUCCUUCCUCCUCCCCCUCCCCAAACAUUAACCAAUUACUUUUUCUUUUUUAGUUUAAAUCCACCCAGCCUCCCUACCUUUUGGGAGUGCUGGGUGGAUUUUAUUUUACUUGGGUUCCUGGGGUCCCUUCUGACAGGAAGGGAGGCAGGCGGGCAGCUAACUAAUAAUCCAUACGGGCGGCGCUGGCGAGGGAGCACUGAUUAGUGAGCUGUCUCUGCUCAGCUGUCUCGCGCGGCGUAGAGUGAUGCCGGGAGCCGGAAUAUGACGUCAUAUUCCGGCUCCCGGCAUCACUCUGCGCCGCGCGAGACAGCUGAGCAGUGAGCUCACAAAUCAGUGCUCCCUCGUCUGCGCCGCCCGCCUGCUUGGACUGUAAGUUAGUCGCCAGGCUAACAAGGUAUUUGCCUAGGCAUUUGGGGGCGGCAUUUUUUGCCGCCCCCUGGAAAGUGCUGCCCAAGGCAAAUGCCUUGUUUGCCUUGCGGCAAAUAGGUCCCUGAUUAUACCUCUGCAGGCAUAGCCUAAAGGGUAGUCUAAUGUCUCUCCUUCCACGCAUUGACUUCUAUGACAUCAAGAGGGAGCAUGGAAAAUCAGCACCAGGAGCCUGACAGGGCUGGUUUUCAAAUAAGUAAAACUUAUUUUAAACCCAUUUUUGUAGCAAUCGUCAUGGGGGGGACCUAAAUACUAAUGCCGAAUAGGGUAUUUUAAUUUUUUUAAUUAUAAGAGUUGGUGGUAACCCUUUAAAGUUUCUUGCUAAUAUGCAGGUGCUCAAUUUGCAAAGGACCUACCGCUCCAAAUUAACAUUGGGGGUUACCCUGCUUUUUUUUUCCCCUCUCUACCAUAGGUGGUAGCUUGUGAACUUGAUACACGACUUGUUGCUGAGCUUCAGAAACGAGUCCAAGGCUCGUAAGUAUGACUGUUCCUAGAACAAAGCAAUAUGAAAUCACCUUUGUCACUUAUCAUGAAUUAAGUUUCAUACAUUUUAAUGUUUCUGUACAGAGUUUUAGAAAAGGUUACACUAUAUUAGAAGUUUUUCUUUUUUUAUGAGAAGGUAAAAGUCCUGUGUAAUUGUCAGUGAAAUAAAUUAUACUAGUUCAACAACAAAAAAACUCUAUACAUAAUAUAUAUAUUUUAUGGCUUAUCUGCAUUAAAUAAUAUUGGAAACCCAUGUACAAAAAAUUGUCUUGAGUAAAAUGCACAUUGUGUGCAGGGAAGGUCAUCGCAGUGUAUUAACAAAUGUAAAAAUACAGCAAAAGCUGUUAUACCGGCACCACUCUAAGUAUAAGCUAUACUUCUCGUCUUUCUGAGUAUUUUAUUAACGGUACAUGAUUUGCUUUCCUGAUGUUCCUAAACCUUAAAGGCCAACUACAGUCAGGGCACUCUGUUCUUUAAAGAUUUGAAAAUGUAAGGAUCCACUGAAUAAAUGGCUGUGUGCAGCCACCAAAUCAGAACCAACAAUGUCUUUAGGAACCAGAUUGUGAUAAUGGCAAAGUCUCUAACUUUUGGCCAUGAAGGGGCUAGUAUUUAAAUAAAAGUUAAACUCUAUUCUGUACUUUGAAUGAUAAGUUGAAAACAUAUUUCUGCUUUUUAUUUGUAGAGCAGCUGCAAACAAGCUCCAGGUCAUGGUUGGGGAUGUUUUGAAGACUGAUCUGCCUUUCUUUGACCUCUGUGUGGCGAACUUGCCUUACCAGGUAUUUCCUUAUUACCUUCAUACACUUAUUACCAUUAUUAUUGUCUGCAUAGAUUUAUUAUUAAAAUGUUUUUUUUAUGGGAAAUGGGUUACAUUUACUGACUGGUUUUAAUCCUUUUCAUUUUGUGUCAUAAAUGCCAAAUAAUGUUAACAAUAAAAGUUAUACGUUCUCUUUCCAUAGAUUUCAUCCCCUUUUGUUUUCAAGCUACUUCUUCACAGGCCCUUUUUCAGGUACAUUAUUUAAAUCCGUAUUUUUCUCCCGUGUAAACAGGUUUAGCUUACCUCUGUAAAGCAGAACUCACCGCCACUUGACCACUUAGAUUCUUACUGCCUAUCUCAGCAUCUCUGAAACCAACCUUGCCUGGUCCCUUGGAUCAAACUUGCUUUUAUCUUUCUUUGUAUUCAAUCCCAUCCUGUUGCCCUUGCUGGUAAAACAUUGUUUGAUUACUCCUAAGAUUGUAAAAAAAAAAAAAAAAAUCUCUUGUCUGAACUUUUUUCUUUCUCAUAUCAACUACAAUAUGUAUCACCCCUCGGUUUCUGCUUCAUAUUGCAGUAACCUCUAGUGCCAUCCCACCAAGAAUAUGUCAAAGUUAAAAAAAAAAACACAAAAAAACCCAACUUCAUUAUAUGACUGUUUCCCAGGUCCAUCCCUCUAUUAUAUGAUGCUCUCUCCAACCUUUCCUUUAAAAAAAAAAAAGUGUAUUUAAAUAAAGAUUUUCUUUGGUUGAUCGCUUAAUACAAAUGCCCCCUACCAGUCCAGGAUUUAGGGAUUACCCUGUUAUGUCUAAAGUGUUUUGUUUUUUGUUCUUUUCUAAAAACACGUAAACACAACUGGGUAAUCCCUAAAUCCUGGACUGGUAGGGGGUACAUGAGGACUAGGUUGGGAACCACUGACUUAAUACAUUUUAAUUUGCUUGAAGCUCUGACUGUUAAAUUGUAGCUUGUGUUAAUUGUCUCUGUUUCUCAAAUGGUAGAUGUGCAGUACUCAUGUUUCAGCGAGAGUUUGCAAUGCGUCUAGUGGCCAAACCAGGAGAUAAGCUGUACUGCAGACUGUCUAUCAACACCCAGCUCUUGGCUCGUGUGGAUCACCUGAUGAAAGUAAGAACAUCUGCAGGGUCUAAAAUAAGGCUUAUUGCAUGAUUCAGAAGUUUUUCUUCUAUUUAAAAUUUGCAUUACAGUUUUAAUUAGAGCAUUUUACAGCUGUGAUUCAAAGAAACCAAGUUAUAACAAACAUGUAUUUCUAACUCUAUAAUUUUAAUCUGACUAGACUAGUGUUUUUUUAUUUUUUAUUUACCUUUCAGCCCUUACUGUGGCGGUCUCUGUAGGGAACAAUUCCUUUUUGACUGAGACCAUCAUCAUCAUUACUGCACCAAUCGGAUGGUCUCUCUGAGACCAUCUGAUUGAAAUGGCCAAUUUUCACUUCGCUAGUUAGGCGGAAGCACCUUAAGUUGCUAUCAGUGACAGCAGGAUUCAAACAACAAGGACAUGGCACCAUUCAUUGAGAUUAAGGGGCCAGGGUGCAUUUAGUGUCCUUUUAAAGAAGUCAUACUGCGAACUGCACAAAAAAAGUUUAUUAGAAGUCAUGGUAGCCAAGACUUGAUCCACUUGAAAAAUGAAUGAAUGAGAAUUCCUUGUGCACUAAAUGAAAUACAUUCACAGUGUAUCUACAGGAAUGGUUAAUUACCAAGUGUGUAAACAUUGUAUGAUCUACACACUGGGAGGCUGGGUAUCUAUUGGUCUGUUAAAACACACGGUCUUCUGUUUUGUGUAUGUUUUCAUUAAAUAAUGCAGUGUAUUGAGUGUAUUUCUAUUGUGUUUCGUGACAGGUUGGAAAGAAUAACUUCAGACCUCCUCCAAAGGUGGAAUCCAGUGUUGUCCGCAUAGAACCGAAAAAUCCUCCACCACCAAUUAAUUUUCAGGUAAGCUUUUAGAAGAGAUGCGUUUUAUGCGUACCUUAGUGUAUCAGUAUCCUUUCAGAAUACCUUCAUCAACUUUUCUUGAUAAAUAAUGAUUGUUUUCAUUUAUAAUCUUGAUGUUUAAUGGAUGCUAUUCAUUGCAUUUUCUGCACCAUACAACAGUAGAGUCUCACAUGAAUCAUUUUAGUCACACCAAUUGUAGCUGGACAAGAAAAAGGACAAUUUUAUAAACCUGCAUCCAUAUCCAGAUCUUUUAUUUUUCAUCAGCAACAUAGUUAUUGUAUUCCUACAGCUAACUAACCAAAUUUUUUUGUACAAGUACUGCACUCCGUAUUGGGGCUUAUUUACUAAAUACCAAAUUGUAGUGAAUGAAAAUCUGAACUGCAGAAAUUAGCUAAGAUUCUUCAGCCUAGAUAUAUUCGUAGUAUUUUAGCGUACAUUUUUUUAAUUUAGUUUUCAGUUUAUUGCAAUUUGUUGUCUAUCUUGAUGUUCUGGUGUUUUUGGGGUCUAACUGUCACAGAUAUCAUGUACAAUGUCAAAAAUAAUAAGAUUAAGUUUUAGUAGGUGCAGACCAUAUCAAACAGAUUCAUUUAUUUAUUAUUUCGUUAUUUUGACCAACGAUUUAUUGACUUUUUCCCGAACGUCUUACUAAAGUUCUUUAUUUAUUGCAUUACCUGUGGUGUUUGUGUAAAGUAAAACGUUUGGUGUUCUUCUGUGUAAGUGUAUGGUAAAGUCUAACGUUUUCUCAUUAGAUAAAUAUAUAAUCAAUUCUAAGUGCACCUGCUCAAUUUAUAUCCAUUUCUCAUUAUCAAAAUAAUUGCAUGUAUCAGAGCUAUCCAUAUGGAUAAUGGAGGCCUAACACGUAUAAUGAUUUUAUACCUAUUUUCCUGCUAGCAAAACCGAUAUGACAUGUCUAAAAUAAUUAAGGACCCUUUCAAUACAGUGUCCUUCAGCAUGGUUGUAAAAUUUUAUUUAUGUAUUUUACCAUACACGCAGGCACAAAAGAAAAAGUGUUUGGCAGAUACACUCGACUUUACUGAGAUUGUAAAUAAUUGAAACCUUGUUUUGCCCGUCCUUAGCAGGGACUUAACUCUAUUUACACGUUAGAACAGCUUUCUCAUAAAACAAUUACUUUCAUCACACACUGCUGAUCCUGUAAACAGCUGAUUGUCUGUUGACAAUGAGAAUGCCUGCAUUCUAAAAAUUGUUAAUAUCCUCUUCAUUUCAUUGCAUCAGUGAGAAACACUGUAAUAAGUAUUUUAGCUCUUUAGCUUGUGAUGGUCACCCAAAUAUGGCUGAGCAUCAUGGGGAAAAAUCGACCUUCGCAUUUAAAGUAGGACUGAACUAUAAGAAUAAAUUUCUCUGUUGAAUCACUGAUUGUAGAAAAUAUUAUUUCAGGAAUGGGACGGUCUGGUCCGAAUAGCUUUUGUCAGGAAAAACAAAACCCUUUCCGCAGCAUUCAAGUAAGUCUACACCUGAUAUUCCCAUUAUAAUUUCAGCCAUUUUCCUUUUCUUAUUCUGUACACCCUUCCACUUUUAUAAGAAAAUGUGUAGCCUAUUGCAUACACAUUGGUGAGCAUGCAAUAGACUCUCCAGGUUUGUAGUGUCGAGUAACUUUUGGUGACCACAUAUAAACAGUUGUUGGCUGUAAUAAACUACAGAUUGUAAGUAAGCUUGUAGAGAGCAUGUCUUCCAUUGUAAUUAGCCAGGCAUCACAUGUAUAUCACAUGUAUAUCACAGCCAUACAAACAGUUGUAGAUCUGACUCCUGAUUAAUAAUGAUGGGAGUUGCACUUCCAAGUACCAUAAACAACAACUGCUGGACUGCGUACAGUGCCGGAGCCACCUACAAUCGAACACAUCAAAUUAAAUUCCUUGUUAUCAAAGUUUAGUUUUAAGUGCUUCUGAGAGAGGGAGAAAGUGUAGCUCUUGGUUGUUAGACUGGGGCUGUUAUUUUUCUGUACAAACUUUGCUUACGUAGAAAAAAAAAUGACAACAAGACCAACACACAUUAUGAGCCAAUUUAAUUUUUAUAAUAUUUUAAUUCCACUUUUUAUUUUAAUAUUUGUAUUAAAAAUAGGAGGAAAACGUAUUAUCCUCAGUCAGCCUUCAUCCAUGUCGAGCUUGUGUGUGUGUGUGUGUGUGUGUGUUCAUGUACUUGGAAUGUUUCUGUGUGUUGCAUUCCAUAACAACUGGAACAGUCAGUCCCUGGCUUUUACAUCUUGUGGAGCACUUUUUGUUUUACUCAUGUAAUAUUAAAAAAUACAUAACAUUGAAGAAUAUACUAGGAGAAAAUCAUGUCACCUCUGGUCUCUUGGUUUAUUAUGAGAAAAAUAAAUGUAUAAUAAAAAAUGGCAUUUCAGUGCAACUUAUAUAAUGAAAUCUCUGUGGUUUUGGAGUGAUAUUCCAGCUAGUACUUCCAUUUAUUCAUUUUUAGAUCCAGUGCCGUCCAAGAGCUUCUUGAAAAGAACUACAGAAUCCACUGCUCAGUACACAACAUUGUAAGUAGAUUAAAUUAACGAACAUUUAUAGAGCGAGUAAUGCUCAUACAUAGAUGGUUUUAUCUCCAUGGGAUAUUUAAUAUAUGUCAGUAUGUAUUGUGAUUGUCCCAGCAUGCUUUUUACGGCAGCAAGAAGCUGGUGUUGAGAGCUGAACAUAAAUAAAUUACUUGUUCCAAAAUAUACCGGUCUAUCCAGUGAGGAAAUCUAAAAUGUAGCGGAAAAGUAAAUAAAUGUACAUGUAUUCCCCGUAUACAUGUCACAUAGACCAAUGGAAACUUGUAGCCAGGGACAUAGCUAUAAGAAACAUUAAUAUAACCUAUCCAGUUUCUGUAAAGUGCAGUGUUCAUGGGCUGUUUGCUAUAGUGGUUAACAGUGCAAGUGUUGGGGGUGUACUGCCAGAAGCGUAGUGGAUUAACACUGUUUAGUGUAAAUUAAAUUUAAGGCAAAUGAAUUGAUGACCAAACGUGAGGAUAUUUGCAAUCCAGAUGUGUGUAUUGUUCCUCAUUUGUAGUUAAAAUAUGCAGAAUCACUGUUUUACUUGUGUAAUACAUAAUUCAAGUGCAUUAUCUUUUUCUGUUUCUUGUUAUAUUAAUGCAGGCAAUUCCUGAAAAUUUCAGCAUUUCCGAGAAAAUCGAAAAAAUUCUUCAAGAAACUGGAUUUAGUGAAAAACGUGCCCGAACUAUGGAUAUAGAUGAUUUUAUUAGGUAAUUUUAAUUUACUAGCAUGGAUGUUUUCUGUACUCUAUAUGUGUAAUAGAUCUGUGUUCCAUGCCCUCAUUCAUGUGUUCUAUUAAAACAUUUUGCUAAACUGUACCGGAUCAAACCUGCAGCUCCCUUGUUGGAAUGCUGGGGUGCUAUCACACCAGUGAAUUGCUCGUUUUUGGCACUGCCAUAACUGAGGGGUCUAUUUACUAAAUCUGCUCUGACAGAAGUACAAUUCAUUGUGCUUCAACACAUUCGGCUGGCAUUAUACUAGUGACAUACAAAACAAUAAUUGAUGAAAUAAGAGCUUAUUAAAUCAGGAAGAAGAUAUUAAUUGACAUAAGAAGGAAAAGGGAGCAAGUGAUAUGGGGAAGGUGUGAGGGUUAGUUAGACCUGAGAAGGUGUAAAUUAAUGUAUACACAUUCUUACUAAGGGUUCCUCAUGGCACAAGUACCUCUGGACUGAGGGGUUAAUGCUGGAAUAAGUCUAAUCAACUGCAACCUUUGUACAUAAAUCCCCAAGUAAUGUGUAUUGUUUACAACAACUUUGCAAAAUAUUACGGGUGUCUUGUGGGAGAUGAUUUAAAAAAAAAAAAUGUUUGUGUUAUGAUUUUUAGUUUUAUGUUUCUCUUUCCUUUAAUGCAGGGGUAGGGAACCUUCUGCCCUCCAGAUGUUUUGGACUACAUCUCCCUUGAUGCUUUGCCAGCAUUAUGGCUGGAAGAGCAUUAUGGGAGAUGUAGUCCAAAACAUCUGGAGGGCUGAAGGUCCCCACCCCUGCUUUAAAGGAAUACUAUAGGCUCAGGAACACAAACAUGUAUUCCUGCCACAUAGUUUUAAAACCACAAUUUAGGUGGCUUGCCCCCUUAGAAAGGGUUAAAACUUACUUUAUUUCCAGCUCUCCACGGGUCUGCAGGAGUUGGCCCACUCCUGACCCCCCUCUUUGGCUGACAUUAUCAGAAUUGAUGAUCUCAACCAAUCCAAUGCUUUCCCACUGACAUCGUCAAGGAGGCAAGGCCAAAUGCCGCUCUGGCCAAUCAGAAUCUCCUCAUAGAGAUGCAUCAUUAUUAUUGGUAUUUAUAUAGCGCCAGCUUAUUCCGCAGCGCUUUAAAUUAAUCCACGCAGAGCGUGAAGUGCAUCUGAGGAGUGGCCAGUGGAGGUGUGACUAGGCUUCUAUGAAAAGACAGUGUUUACUGCAAAAAGCCUGCAGAGACUCACUAUACCCCCCAGAACUACUACAUUAAGCUGUAAUUGUUUUGGUGACUACAGUGUCCCUAUAAGCAACAGAGUAUUCACAUAUUUUAGAGAAUUCAGUGCAGAUUUCAAAAUGUUACUUGGAUAGCGGAGUUGGAAAAAUUCUCAAUUGCUCCUGUUGUUACAGCUUAACUGUUUUAACCUCAGAUCUGCAAUUUUUAUUCAUUAAACUUCAUAGUGAGGUGAGAUUUGUAGCUAACGCCAAAAUGAAUUUAAAAUUUUAGGUUGAAAUGAAAAAUUGAUUUGGAGAAUGUUUCCUGUUCAUUUAUCAUGGCCUAGACGAUUAGAUCCACUUUGAAUUCCUAGGAAUGAAUUGUCAAUCUUUGGGAAUGUAUUUAAUGUUAUUGUAAAGCAUUCAAAUGUAAAAGAAUAUUUACUGUUUUUGCUUUUAGCCUUCUCCAUGGAUUUAAUGCUGAAGGAAUUCAUUUUUCUUAAUCAUCUCAACAAUUCAUUAUCCUUUUCGCUGGAAACCCAUCGUUGAACCGUGCAUCAAUUUUUAAGUACUUUGACAGAUAUGAACCAAUCACCUUCACUUGACAUUAGUGAUUUGUAUACAAUAUGUAAUAUAUAAAGAAAUAUGUGUAACUGAAUAUGUAAACGAACAAUAAAAUUAUCUUUAUUUAAAAAA
Molecule: messenger RNA, 12063 nt
Organism: Pelobates cultripes (western spadefoot toad)
Lineage: Eukaryota; Metazoa; Chordata; Amphibia; Anura; Pelobatidae
Source: the annotation of a GenBank genome assembly